AUGGCGGGUUUUGCUGCGAUCGUAUUAGCAUUAGUUAGCUGUAUGUGUUUUGGGACAACAGCACAGCCCCGCUGUAGCACUGUAGGUGCUGCAGGUUUAUUGGGAUGUGAAUGUAACUUCCUCGGCGCCUGCAAUGUUCGUGGAAAUCGAGUGUCUCGCCUAAACAUAUUGAACCAUUUGCCAAACGGUCUAGAACGGUACGCACAUGCCAAAAGCGUUGUCUCUGGAAAAGAUUUUAGGUUUUUAUGCGAAAGUAAUACGGUGGCAAUUCUUUAUGACUGUAAUAAUCGAAUACCACUUUACGCCGCGACAGUAGUUAACGGGAGCCAACUAUCGGCAGCGGACGGCCAUCGCCCAACAGGAGCGGAUGCUAAAUUUCGAGAAAGCGGGACGACGCUGAAUGGACAUUUUCAGCAGAACACAGAUGACUACUGGGAGGCCUCUAAACGCGAAAUCUACUACCAGAUACGAGGACCACGAGUGAGAAAGUUAAGAGAUAAAAAUUGGUACAAAAAAUUGAACCCGACGCCGUCUUCAGGUGAUAAGGUUAAAGUUGUAAUGCACAGGGGACACUUGAUAGCGUCCCGGUACGGAAUAGGGGAUCAAGAAAAAAAGAAACAGACUUUCGUUUACACUAAUGCCGUUCCUCAGUUUGGGGUUUUUAAUUCAGGCCCAUGGAAAACGUGUGAAGGUUACCUCGUUCGGUGGGGUCAAGUUAAUUGUUUGAGGGAAGGAACAGCAGAUGUGGUACGAAACGUUCGAAUGUUCAUUGUUGUCGGAGCGAUUCCAUCGACAUUUAAUGGUCCCUUAGAAACGAGAUUCUUUGGCAGCGGUGGAUUCAGUAACUACCAGGAUGAUACGAGUUUUCGUGUAAACGUUCCUUCAGAGAUGUGGACCGCGUCCUGCUGUACCUUUGAAUUAACUAGUGGCAGACGAACUUACUCCAUUACCAAAAAUACGGCUUUUUGGAGAGAAAACGUUCCAGGAAAGGAUGUAUGUCAAAAAAUAGACGUGGAUACGUUGGAAAGAAAGCUAACGCCGAGGGGGGAAACUAGAAUUAAUUUCUUUCCGUCCUCUAAACAAUGCAGGUGUAGUGCCAACUAUGAACCUCUGCAUUAAGUAGCUGUCUGUUUCCAUCUUCUCUAGAAAAAUGGUCCAAUUUGUUAUAAGUAGGUUUGUUAAAGUUUUUCGGGGACCAUACCGAUAUUUUUCAAUCACAGACUUAAAAGCGAUCUUUUUCCAUUUUCCUUUUUCGCCAUAAAAUUAUUAGAGUGCGAGCAGUCUGAGAGAGCAUAGUAAAAUUUGGUAACCUGUAAAUUUUCAGCCGUGUAUCUCAAAGGAAAAGAUUGCAAGAGCCACCGAAACUUAGAGGGAUUUGUAUGAGAAAACAACUCUUGCCACCCAGUCACGCUUGAGUGGUUUUCCAUACAAAUCCUUGUAAAUUUUAAAAUUUUUAAACUCUCGUUAAGUCUUUCCCUUACGUAUUUUAAGGGCUCAAAUUGCCUGUCAUGAAUAAAAAGGACAUUUGAGCCCCAUAUUGUUGCUUUUCACAUGACGUCACUAAAAUUCAAACUACAAAACUAUCGAUCCUACUGAGAUUUUACUUUCAUGGUGCAUUAGAGCAGCUAAAAACUAAUUUUCAAACACAUUUUUUCGAUUCAGAAGGGUUCUUGGUUUUGUAAUAGAGUACGCUUGAAUUUCUAUGCUUUUGCGUGACGCAGCAUUUACAUGACGGCUGAAAGAGCUGUCAUUUAGGUUGAAAAAGUGACUUUUUUCGAGGAAUUUUGCUAUUUAAACAGUUCAAGUGUUAGAAAAAGUAUUACUUUAAUGUUUAUGAGUUCCUCUUGGAGUAAAUUCCCGCUUUUGUAGCAAAACUCGGUAACAGAUGUUUCUGUUCGUUUCCGUCCGCCAUGUUGUAGCUCAUCUGGAUGAGCUCCAGCAUGGUGUUUCCAUACAAAGCUCUAUAAAUUUGGGUAAAAAAUUUCCUCGGAUAUCUCGUAUACGAGUUAUUCCUUCGACCCAAAUCUUGGCGAGGGUCUUUGUAUAUUUACCUCCUUUCAUUUCCCAGAUUCUGGACUUUAUCUGUCGAAUGGUUUUGAUUUUUAUUUUGAUCUAUUUUGGAUGGCGUGACACUGAAAACCAGCAAUUGCUUAAAAUUUCACGACGCUUUCUCAAACUCAUUAACUAGAAAUGCGUGUAUCGCAGAACCUCGCGAAGCUCGAGGAAGGGGGGAGGGGGGGGGCAUAAAGGGUUUGUAAAAUAAAGCUUACUAUAAAACGGUGAAAAGGAAGCAAGCUGUCAAUGCAGGAAAUCGCGGUGGAGUUUGUUUACUCUAGACAACAGAAAAUAAAGAAAGUUUCAUAGUAAAGACGAUAAUGGCAAAUCAUGGGUAGAAGUAAUCAUUGUUACUUCUUAGGAUGUUGCAACGCCGUACGUGUCCUCACAGCAAACAAUUAUGACGUAAAUCUUGUCAAAACUCGAAAUGACUUUUUGCUAGACUGUUAAACCGUCGUCUUGUUUUGUCUCGACCGCGAUUUCUUGCAUUGGCAGCUUUUAUCAUUUGUUUGCCCCUGAGAAACCAUGUGACAUUGUUUUUGAUAUAGCUCGAGGCAAGCACAUUUUCGACACGAUACUUGGUUUUUUAUUCCCGAUAACUGUUGCAGCUGACUGUUGUUUUCACAUGAGUAGAUUCUAAAGGUGGCUUGGAAGGAUAUCAACUUUGGAUAUUUGGAUUGGAUUCAUUUGAAAAAUACGCGUGUAGCUGUCGCAUUUGCCCACUAGAAUUGUUUAUCGUUUUUACGUUUAAAUACAAAAAAAUACCAACGGGCAAUUGCGACAGCUAUACGCGUAUGUUGCAAAUGAAUCCCCCUUGUUGCUGAAUGUUUAUUUUAUUUGGCACACAAUAAUUACAAAAAAUAAAGGAAAAGAGAGAAAAAAAGAAGUGGCGAGGAGACCUAACCUUUACUUUAACAAUAAUCUGAUUAUCUAUACUUAUUUGAAUAUUACAAAUUGAACGCUUUUGUCUUGGUUUAAAGACCAUAAAUUUUAGUCUUUUUAAGAUUUAGAGAAAGCUUGUUUGCUUUAAACCAGAUUGACAGUUUGUCCAUCUCCGAGUUCAACAUAGCUGAAAGAUAGUUCAGAUCUUUAUGUGACAUGAAUACAUUGGUAUCGUCAGCGAACAAUAUCAGAUUUAAUAGAUUAGAAGCAUUGUUAAUGUCGUUAAUGUACAGUAAGAAAAAUAGAGGUCCGAGGAUAGAACCCUGAGGGGCCCCACAAGAGAUUUCAUUUCUUAACGAACGGUGGCCAUUAUAUUCAACAUAUUGCUUUCUGUUUGAAAAGUAACUUCUUAUCCAGUCCAGCGCUAAGCCACGAAUACCGUAAUGUUUGAGUUUAUCAAAAAGGAUGACAUGAUUUACAGCGUCGAUGGCUUUAGAGAGGUCAAGAAAAAUACCUACGGAAAACUCACCUCGGUCAAAGGCCGUGGAGAUCUUGUCAUGUAAGUCGAUUACCGCGAGUGCAGUAGAAUGAUUUUUCCUGAAGCUGUAUUGGUUACUACAGAGGAUUUUGAAACUCAUCAGUUAUUGCAUUAAACGAUCGUAGAUAACUCUUUCAAAUAAUUUUGAAAAGCUGGAAAGUACCGAGAUAGGUCGGUAGUUGGUGAAAAGCGAACGAUCAUCAGAUUUAAAAAUAGGUAUCACGCGAGCGAUUUUCAUUUCAUCGGGAACAAUACCAUGCUGUUCUGCCAGACAAGAAGUGCAUACAAACACCAAAAAUGGCUUAAGACAUGAGCAGCUGAAAUUGUGGUUCUAGAUGAUUAUUUUUUACCCUUUAAGCCCCAAUUGAGUGACCAACAUCGAUUUCCUCUAGAUAAUAUCAAUUAAUAAUCAAGGAAAAAGGUUAUAAGAAUUAAUACAAUUGUCACCAGAGGGAGCAUUGAUCUUUCAACAGAGUCUCUCAACAAACACUUUAAGGGAAUCUAUGAAGAUCAGUCUGGAGAAUUUCUAUGAUUGUGAAUUUUGGGAUUUAAAAGCUGUACCGAGAAAGUUAAUCCUGUAAACAACCUUUUCUCUCCCAUGCAAAGUUUAACAGACCUUUCAGGUUCCGGCAAUGAAUUAAGUGUAACCCCAUCAUACGUCAAGUAAUUAAAACGUUUUUAAUUUACCCAGUGGCCAUGGCUUUAACAAAGAUGGGCAACUUUAAAUUUAGUAGAAACAUUCAUUAGCGUUGGGGAAUGCUAUUGGAAGAAGCCAGUGGACAAAAUAAUUAAAGAUCAUUUCAUUGAGUGGAAAACGUGAUGGGUAGAAAUAAAUUUCGGCAGUUUAAUAAUUUUCUCGAAAGUAGAUGAUGUUGGGCUAUCAACCUUAAUUAAACGCUGCAUGAAUAAUUUUAUUGCAGAUGUUCGAAAAGGAGGUGAUGUCUAUAAAUCGUUUGACCAAAUUUUUUCGUAAACAAUUUGCGCAACCUCGUUCCCAGGGUUCUGUCCUACCCGUCCCUACGUUCGUUUAUUUACGAACUGUAACAGGGGCAAAGUCCGACAUCUUCACGUGCAAAUUGUGUGCAUGACAUUUGGUGUGGUUAUACGCACACUAUGGUAAAAUGCAUUUACCAUGUUAACGAAGCAGUGGUAUUUAUUUUAGCGUGGCUUUAGUUUACCGUGGUAACAUGUGGAUUUCAUGUUAUGUUGAACUUUUACAUAUAAAUUAGCUGAAUUUUCAACUGGUAUGUUCGUCCUGAUAAUUUAGCGAAAUUAGAUAGCCUUUUUUCUUUAAUCUUGACCUUAGAUUCCAUUUUACAGUUCCAACUGUUCCAUUGCAUGCCAGGAAUAGAACAUAUUUUUUUGGGGGGAAAUUUCGUUCCUAAAGCUAGCCCAACAAAACAGUUCAAAUUAUCAGAAUUACACCUUAAAAUUUCCCUGUCACUUUCGCUUUAACGUGAAAUCUGCCAUGUAAACAUCGAUCGUUCCCUGAACAGCGCGAAAGAAACCCGUAAAACGCAAUUUGUUGCGGUUUCAUGUUGGUGUAGUCUGAAAUGUCAUAGUCUCCACCCCCUACCCUUGGGGGGCGCGUGGGGAGAGAGACGUCUGAAUUUCGAGCGUUAUAAUGUUGUCCGGUGACGUCACCUACUUUUGCGAAUAUGGUAGGUACUUUCUGAUUGGCUUUUACCUUUCCGAAAUAGAAAACCUUUUAUUAUUGGCUGAACGCGCUAAGGAAACAUCCGGUUUGAAAUAGUGUUGACAGGCUAAACGAGACUAAUUGCUAAACGUGACCUUAGAGUUAAUCUCUCUUCACAAAGUGAAGACUUAUAUCCCGGGCUGCUAUCAUAGUAGCAACUGACGAGGAACCUUUUAAUUCGGAAACUGCAGUCUCGCUUCUCCCUUCAUGACCUCUAAAUGCACUACUAGUACAUUCGCAUAGACUAUUACGCCAAAACAAAGUAGUUGCUAACGGAGGAACUGUGGGACAUCGCACUGAGGACCACAGGAAACAAAUUACUCAAUAUGCAUGAAACAGACCAUCUUCAUGACCUCUAAAUGUUGGAUCAGAGCGGCAAAAGUAAGAUUUUAAUCCUUGUACUACAUAACCUAAGUGAAAGAAAGAAAAAGGGAGCCUCUGUAGUUCAAGCUAACUCGAAGUCCAAGGUCACGUUUCACACUAUCACGAGCUGAUGAGCCGUGUUUAGCGUGUGAACAUUUCAUUUCAAACUCGAAAAGUUUAAAGACCCGGCACAUUUAUUCUGGAGGCUUUAUCGUCAAGCUUCACUGCGCUAAAAACGCAGAACACUUGAUAACGGCCAUAUACACGUUGCUGUUCACUGUUCCAUGGCUUAUAGCUGCCAAAACUGCAAAACCCAACACUUUCACUUGCAAACUGUGUGACUGUACAUUUCAUACAGACUGGCUGUUCACAACAACAAUAUUAGGUAACUUGAACUUAUGACAUGAGACCACCUCUUUAGUUUUGUAACAAGUACCUUAAGUAAGUGAGAGUUAAAGACUGUUUCAUGAAGUAGAAUCGCUCCUGGAAACCUCGUGAACAGUGAUGUUGCAACUAUCUACCCCAAUGAUGAAAAUCGUGACAUCGAUAUUCGAUGAGCCACACUAGGGACCUUAAGCGACGACACCGUUGACGUCUCGCAUGUCAAAAAUGGUAUUUUGUCUCUUUCAGUGCUCAGACUCGACAAAUUCGUAGCGGGAGAUAAAACAAAGGCAUUCAAAUUCGUUUUAUGCGGAAACUUUUGAGCUGGUUGCUAUUCAUGACGUACGGGACGUCAGCGUUCUUAUUGCUUAAGCCCGCUAUUAUUUUAAGAAACCCUGAAGAAUCCUUCGAGUCUUCCCUGGAAGCAACGUUUGUUGAGUUGUUAUUCAUUGUACUUUAAAAAUUUGUUUAAUUUUCAGCAGAUGGCUGAAGGAAAGGCAAAGAAAACCUAAUCAAAAGCAUGAGGAUCGACUAAGCUGUGCCAAACUUUUCGCGUUUUCAUUCACGUACAGCAAAACCAAUUUCACACUAAAAAGUGGUCUAAAUUUAGGAUGAAAAGAGUAGAUUCUUGGUACAGUCACACUGAAGCAUUCAAAAUAGCUCAUGCACGUUAAACGUGGCUGUGUUAAAAAUUUGCAUGUAAUUUGUAACACUUCUUUUAAUGACUGUUUUGUUUAAGCUUUCCUUGAAAUAUUUGGCCUUUGAUGCGUUGAUUACACCAGACAAGGAAAGUGGCUUAAGCCGCCUGCAAUCAGCUUGUAUCGAAGGAGAUGUGGAAACUUUUACGGCGAUCCAGAGUAACAGUCCCAGCAAACUGGACAGUUUUGCAGCUCUGAAUGUCAAGAUCAGAGCCAACUCAUUAUCUUUUCCUAGUAAAUCAGUGUGGGCCGUGUUGAUAUUACAGCAGUCCCCAAGACACAGGCAGAUCUUCACGCGUGUCGAAACAAUCUGUCAGGAGUUUCACUCUCAGUCCCUGCUUCACUUGACUGCAAGGGAAGGACAGGUUCAUCAACUUCGAAGACUAUUGGAUUGCGGCGUGCUUGUUGAUGGUUUGGAGAAUGAUUGGGAUGAACCACAGCAGACGCCUCUUAUGUUGGCUGCCCAAUUUAAUGACGAGGAGGUUGUAGAAUUUCUUAUCGAAAGAGGUGCCUCUCUAGAAAUGCGAGAUGAUCAGGAUCGCACUCCAUUUCAUUAUGCUGCUGAAGGUGGAAAAGUGAGAAAUCUUUUACGACUGAUCGAGCAUGGUGUUGAUGUUUUGCAAAAGGAUGAACAUGGUUACUCAGCUUUACAUUUGGCUGCUUCAAACGGCCAUACAAAUUCCGUUCGGCUGCUCAUCGAACAUGGUGCUGACGUCAAUGAAUUUACGAGUUCCUUAGAUGACCCUGGGUACACUCCUCUCAUGUUAGCUGCUGAAAAGGGACACCUGCAAACUGUUCAGGUUUUGCUACAAAAUGCAGGAGACCCACACAGAGGAAAUGAAAUGGCAUGGUUGCCAUUGCAUUUUGCCGCUAAAGGAGACCAUACAGAAAUGGUUAAAUUCCUUCUUGAACAUGAUGGAAAUGUGUUAGCUGCGACAGCCUGCGGGAAAACCGUCCUUCACCUGGCCACAAGGUUGGAUCUGGUAAUGAUUCUUGUCUAUCGUGGAGCUAACAUCCAAGCUAAAGAUAUCCUCGGAAGAACGCCGUUGCAUGUGGCUGCUGAAAAGGGACAAACCGACACAGUGAAUUAUCUUCUAGACCAUGGUGCUGACGUUAACUCUAGAGACAGGAACCGCGUCCGAGUUCAUUAA
Messenger RNA from Porites evermanni, 7764 nucleotides. Lineage: Eukaryota; Metazoa; Cnidaria; Anthozoa; Scleractinia; Poritidae. The record is from the annotation of a GenBank genome assembly.